AUGUCUUCUCAACCAUCAAACGCAAUAUUUGCUGAAACACUAGCUCAACCAGCAUAUAACAAAGCUGAUGGACCAACGAAAGUUUCUUACAACUAUGGAAACAGUGAAGGAAAUCAAGUUGAACCCGUAUACAACAGAGGUGAUCGACGCUUGGAAGAAUUUCUUAUUAAAGGAAUCUCGGGCAGAGCUCUGCAGACGUACAAUAGCAUCGAACAUCGAGGAAAUACAGUAGAAGACACUAUCUAUGUCAAAAAUUCUAGGAAAGUUAGACCUAGAGCGUUGAUUACGAAUUUGACCGAAUUUCAAACAAUCUGCAGAGAUUCAGCACUGAAGGAGAACAUCAGUCAAAUGAUCAGCAAUAUCAACGAUGUUAUGAAUCCUUACGGUGAUACUCGAAUGUUUGUCUGUCGUGGUGGAAGUGAUGAAUCAAACCUCGAAUUUGUCUGUGUUGUCGUACAUUUGUACAUGAGCGAGUAUGGUGCGACAUGUGAUUAUUUCAUUUCAACCUAUUCUUACAAACAGCAAAAAAAAACAAAUGAGCUUCCAAAGAAACCAGAAAACUUGGUAAAGACUAGUAGUAAGAUUUGGAAUUAUAUUUUAAGUUUCUUUUAUUGGAAGCCUGCUCGAACCAUUAAUAACUAUCUCUUAGAAGCGAAUUUCAUAGAUAAGCUUGUAGAAUCAGGUUUCGCGAAAUUAAUAAACAAUGAGCUUAUGAUUACUGAAGACUGA
Molecule: messenger RNA, 729 nt
Organism: Auanema sp. JU1783
Lineage: Eukaryota; Metazoa; Nematoda; Chromadorea; Rhabditida; Rhabditidae
Source: the annotation of a GenBank genome assembly